CACAAACGAGGCAGUAGUCGAACUACCUGUAUGGAUCUGACCUUGCUGCGUCCUUAUUUUUUCUCUGUGGGUUUAUUACUGUGUUCAACUUUGGUUUGUCUAGGAACAGGAGCCAAACAAUUCAACAUAGGACUAUUAAUUUGACUGUGGAUGUGCUUUUGAGAGAGAGAGCGUUGAGGUAUAAAUAUAACUGAAUCUGUUUAUUUGCCUGUCCGAGUGCUAUGUUCCAGUUUCUUUACAGACCAGGACCCAGCUUCCUUUUAGUCCUACUGUACUAUACCACUUCUUGUCAUGGAGACAACAUUCUCAUGCUGCCGUAUGGAGCAAUUCACACCUCCAGAGCUAUGAAUAUGGAGAAGUUGGCCUUGAUGUUGACUGAACAUGGCCAUAAUGUGACCAUGAUAGUCAGGGCCGACUACACACCCUGGCGACCCCUACCCGGCGUUGUAUUGGAUGCGUAUAGCGUUACCGUCACAGACGGAUCACAACCACCUCAGCUAUUGGAUUUCAAAACAAUGAUGCGGUUGGUGAAAUCCGACAUUUUUACUCUACUCUAUAUACUAUCCGAAUCUAAUCGCGAAACUUGUAAACACAUGUUGUCUGACAAACAACUUAUGAAUAAUAUCAAAAGAGGAAACUUUUCUUUGUUCAUAUUUGAUUAUUUGGAAUUAUGUUCUGCAAUACUCGUGCAUUAUUUACAGCUCCCAUCUGUCAUGUAUUCAAACUUUGGGUUAACGGGUUUGUGGAUUGUAAAUCAAAAUCCCGUGAAUCCAGCAACAACUCCUAUGAAUAGCGUGGGCUUUACAAACAAUAUGAACUACAUGGAGCGCUUCAGAAAUACAAUGCUUUGGAUAGCUGCAAAUACAUUUUAUAACUACUAUUACAUUAGAGACAUAAGAAAUCUACUGUCAACGUUUCUGCCCGAUUAUAACUUUCCUCCAAUUCAUCGAUGCUUUGAAAACGUCUCUAUUAUUAUCGCAGCCAAUACUCAUUAUGCCCUUGACUUCCCUAGACCUAUCAUGCCUCAUAUAAAAACAAUAUCCGGGCUACAGUGGACCUCGCCGCGCCCUCUAUCGUCCGAUCUUCUGUCUUUCAUGUCAUCUGCUCAUCAUGGGGUUAUACUAAUGAGUUUUGGAUCUAUGAUGCCGACGUUGGAAGAGGAGACAGCAGAACUAUUUGCUAAGGUAUUUUCCAAGUUUCCACAGAAAGUAUUAUGGCGAUACAAAGGACCUGUUCCGCCAUCUUUAGGGGAAAACACCAAGAUCAUGGAGUGGAUUCCACAAAACGACAUUCUAGCCCAUCCCGCCAUGAAGCUGUUCAUCACGCACUGCGGUAUCAGCAGCACGUGGGAGACGCUGUUCCACGCUGUGCCCGUGGUAGCAGUGCCGCUUUUUGCAGACCAGCAUCAUAAUGCAGCUAAAUUGGUGAAAAGGGCAAAAAUCGGGGUUUUAAUCGACUUUCAUACAAUGACACAGAUAGAGCUAGAGGAAGCAAUCAACCAGGUACUAAGUAAUGAGAAAUACAAACAAAAUGCGGCAAAGAUGUCCGAAAUUUUACAAGACGUUCCAAUAUCUGGAAAGGAUGAAUUUUUAUUCUGGGUUGACUACGUAAUCCGCCACCGUGGUCCAUUAUUUCUUCAUAAUGAGGCAGUUUUCAAACUGUCAUGGUACCAGUAUUAUCUUCUAGAUAUAAUCUUGCCACUUGUCGCCGCAUUUCUUUGUGUCUCUUAUCUGUUGAAGGUUUUCGCUGUAUGUAUGUUUAAGGCGGCUGUACGAGUAAUUAGACUCUUGCUGAAGAGAGUUAAACUUAAGCGUUCGUAAUGGUAGUUAGGCGCCGACCAACCUUUGAUAUUUUAUAUUUUAUUGAUAAAACGCUUUUUAAGACAUGUUCCCUGGAUAAUAUCACCUUUAUUAGCAUAUGUAACUGCUUUAAAUUCACAGUGUUUGCCGUGACAGCUGAAGCAAUG
Molecule: messenger RNA, 1966 nt
Organism: Lingula anatina
Lineage: Eukaryota; Metazoa; Brachiopoda; Lingulata; Lingulida; Lingulidae
Product: UDP-glucuronosyltransferase 2C1
Molecular function (GO): UDP-glycosyltransferase activity
Source: RefSeq, a predicted model, not a curated record